AUGGUGAGGACUGGCCUCCUCCCGCACACCGUGCCGCCUGCCUCGAGCGCACAUAAACCUCCGACCGCGCGAGACAUACCCCCCGUGGCGCUCACGAACAUACCACAUGUCGAAGCAUCCGAGUUUACCUCGUACCUGUCGCAGGUUGGCCCUUUGUACGAACAGCUGCGGCGCGCGCAAGCGAAUGAGGACCAGGGGGCGGGCAGCGCACAUCGUCGAGGGAACAAGCCGGACGACUACCCCGAAGCCCUAGAUGAAGGCCAUUUGCGACCAGGCAGGCGGCUGGGGCUAUCAUCAAGACGAACAUCGACUGCGUCGCUAAGCUCCCUAUCCUCCAUUGAAACCGCCUCGGCCCCGCUGCGGUCAAGUUCGCGUCCGAGAAGGGGACCAGCACAGGGACCCCCUCCGCUCUCCACCAUACCCACCGUAUACUUUGACGACGACUUCCACCUGGAGAAUCCACGAACAUUCGAUGUCGUUAGCGAGCGCUCCGAAGUGGUGCGGCCGGCGCCAGGCGCCGACGGGAAGGCUGCGUCUAACGGCCAGGCCGUCGCGCCCCGUAAGGCCUUAGCGACGAAUGCUAUCCUACAGGAGAAGCUGUCAUGGUACAUGGAUACUGUUGAGAUGCAUCUCAUUCAGUCCAUAUCCACCGCAUCCACCACUUUCUUUACCGCCCUCGGCUCGCUUCGAGAACUACACUCUGAAGCGGCGGACUCGGUAGAAAGGAUCAAGGCACUAAGGAAGGAACUCGAAGCUCUUGAUGAAGAGGUCGCGAUUGGUGGUCUGAAUCUUGUCCAGCAGCGCAGGAAAAGAGAGAACAUCAAGCAGCUUCAUGACACCGUUAUGCAACUAAGAGAGAUUGUCGACGCCGUUGCCGUCUGCGAGUCUCUAGUCGAUGGUGGCCAGGUCGAUGAAGCUCUUGACAAUAUCGAUGCCGUCGAGAACCUUAUGGCAGGCGAGGUGUCGGGGACCAACCAGCUUAGUAUCCAACUAAGGGACCUCAGGGGGGCUACCGCGCUCCAGGGCGUGAGCAGCGACUUGGACACGCUUCGGCUACAGAUUGGGAAAUCCUACGAAGCCAAAUUUCUCACUACCCUGCUUACAGACCUUCAGAAUCAUGUCGAGCAAGUGUCUUUCCAAGAGGUUCUGAUGCGCUGGAGUAGUGCCUCGGCGCGAACACGUGGAACUCACAGCCGUGAACCUUCUGCCUUCCCGGCAUACAUGGCGGGAACAAACCUGAUACGGACAGAGCUUCUCACCAGCCUCACGGGUUUGCAACGUGCAAAGCAUCUCACAGCUGCGGCUACCGCGUACCGGGAAGCGGCACUGCGCGAGAUUAGAACCAUCAUCCGACGGCAGAUGCCCAGCUCUAAUGACGAUGACAAUGAAUCGCUCAUGUCCACGUCCACAAGAACCGGCGGCAACCAACGCUCCCAGCAAGAGAGGUCGAUCAUUCUAGCCCGUAACCUACGCGCUCUCGAACCUCAAGAUGCCGAGAAGUUGUUGACCAACGUGUACAUCGGCGUGGCUGAGGCUUUGAGGAGACUAAGUACUCAAGCCAAGGUUCUUCUGGAUGUGGCAAGUUCCAUCGGCGAGCCGCCCAUACCAUCGGGUGCCCGAUCUCCGCUCCAGUCACCUCCCUUUAGCCCUACAACAAGGCAGGCGUCAGGCGCCGCUCGGGAGGCCCAGGAAGAAAUCCACAUGGGGCUAGACAUUGCGAAUCUUCUGGGGCAGGCAGUUGACGUGGCGCACGAAAAGAUCGUAAAGGUACUGCGUGUGCGAUCAGAACAGAGCAAGCGGUUGGGUCUCCUCUGGUUCCUGCGAUAUUUCACGCUCAACCUCCAUUUUGCCAAUGAAUGCGAGGCCAUUUCUGGGCGCAGCGGUACCACGUUAAAGACGGUCGUUAACGGCCACAUCAAGGAUUUCAUCCAAUAUCACGGGGACGCCGAAAACCAGAAGCUUGCGCAGGGCAUGGAAUCGGAUCAGUGGAACUCAGCCGAUUUCAGCGAGAAGGAUACGGAACUACUUGGCCGAAUUCUGGAGAGCAGCACCAGCGAUGCCGUUACCUGGACGGAGGGAAAUCAAAUAUGGAUCCCGCACCCCGACACGGAAAAGGCAGGCGAAGAGGUUGACGUGCUGUCAGUCCAAGCAAACGGAACAAGCAAGACCAAAACUAGGAGUGCCGUGGUCGACUCGGAAAGCUACCUGCUCCCCAACUCUGCCAUCUCGUGCACCGGUGCAACACGUACCGCCGGGCUCAAGAACAUAACAACAAAACACCUCGCCCUAGCUUCUCAAUCCCUUGCUUUUAUCGCAGCCAUCAUUCCGCAUGUCCGCGAAUUUGUUCGCCGGCAUUGCGGCUCAGGACCGGCCACGUCGAGCGUUAUGGGCGAAUUUGACAAGGCCAGGCGAGCGUUCCAGGAGCACCAGAACAAUAUCUACGACAAACUAAUCGAAAUUAUGAGCGGGCGCGCCCUGGCUGGUACCAAAAAGCUGAAGGCCAUCAGUUGGGACCAGGAAUCCAAACCCGUGGUGAACGAGUACAUGGAGACGCUGGCCAAGGAAACCAGCAUCCUGCACCGCAACCUGACAAAACACCUCCCUGAGGGCACUGUGCGCAUGAUCAUGAUGCCCGUGUUCAAAAACUACAAAGACACAUUUGGCGCGGCGUACCAAGCCGCGGAGCUCGAGACGGAGCAGGGCCGGGGGAGGAUGCUGCGGGAUGUUGAGUUUUUCCAGUCUCGCCUGGGCAAACUCGACGGGUUCGAGGACGCUGGCGAUUAUCUGCUCAAAGUUAUCAGGGGCAAACAAAUCAUUGCCCCUCCUCCACCCCCAGCACCAGCACCAGCGCCAGCGCCAGAACCCGCCCCACCAUCACCGGCACCGCCUGCCGCUGAAUCUCCAAACGAAGGCCAAAACGGGGAAAAAUCGAUAGAAGAGCAGUCUCCGGAACCGCAAGCGCAAGCUGGGGCGGGGGCGCAAGCGGAGAAGAACGGGGAGUCCAAUGAUGGGAACAAGGCGUAG
Molecule: messenger RNA, 3024 nt
Organism: Chaetomium globosum CBS 148.51
Lineage: Eukaryota; Fungi; Ascomycota; Sordariomycetes; Sordariales; Chaetomiaceae
Exons: 4
Coding region: 1-3024 (1007 amino acids)
Biological process (GO): retrograde transport, endosome to Golgi; Golgi to vacuole transport
Cellular component (GO): GARP complex
Molecular function (GO): syntaxin binding
Source: RefSeq, a predicted model, not a curated record